AUGUACGGACUCAUACUGGAGAACAUGUCCGAGUUCAUUCGGCAGUCGUACGGCGAGGAUCGGUGGGAGGAAAUCAGGCGACAGGCCGCCGUCGAUCAGCCCAGUUUCAGCGUCCACCAGGUCUACUCGGAGAACCUGAUACCCCGGCUGGCCAACAAGGCUAUACAGGUCCUGGGUAUAACGGAGCGCGAAUUCUUCGACCAGAUGGGCGUGCACUUUGUGAGCUUUGUGGGCCAGUACGGCUACGACCGGGUCCUCUCGGUGCUCGGACGUCACGUGCGGGACUUUCUCAACGGCCUCGACAACUUGCACGAGUACCUGAAGUUCUCGUACCCCAGGAUGCGCGCCCCGUCCUUCAUCUGCGAGAACGAAACCCGACAAGGACUGACUCUGCAUUACAGAAGCAAACGCCGGGGCUUCGUUUACUACACGAUGGGCCAGAUCCGCGAGGUGGCCCGUCACUUUUACCACAAGGAUCUCAAGAUCGAGCUCGUGCGCGAGGAAAUACUCUUCGACACGGUGCACGUGACCUUCCAGCUGACCUUCGACAAUCGGGCCUUCACCCUGGCCUCCCUCACCAUGACGCGCGAGGAGAAACACCUGCCCAUCAACGCGUCCGUUCUCUUUGAGAUUUUUCCCUUUUGCAUCGUCUUUGGCCCCGACAUGGUCGUACGAAGCAUCGGCAACUCCCUCAUGGUCAUACUGUCCGAUCUCGUGGGGAAAAAAAUCACCCACCGCUUCGAUCUGGUCCGACCCCUCAUAGCCUUCAAGUUUCAAUCGAUUUUAAACCGAACGAACAACAUAUUCGAGCUGCUGUCGGUCGAGCCGGUGCUUGCCGAGAGGCCGAGCGACCGUCGCCGCGACGACAUUCCCUUGGGCAGCGAUCUCGACAACCAGGAAGAUCGAGCCCUCAGACUUAAAGGUCAGAUGAUAUACAUGGACGACUGGAAGAUGAUGAUGUACCUCGGUACACCGGUGAUGCCCGAUUUGAAUGCGCUGAUCGGCGCGGGACUGUACAUAAACGACCUAUCGUUGCACGAUUUCAGCCGGGAUCUGAUGCUCGCCGGCACGCAACAAUCCGUCGAGCUCAAACUCGCGUUGGACCAGGAACAGCUGAAGAGCAAAAAGCUGGAAGAGUCGAUGCGGAAACUCGACGAGGAGAUGAAGCGCACCGACGAGCUGCUCUACCAGAUGAUACCGAAGCAAGUGGCCGACAGAUUGAGAAACGGCGAGAGCCCGAUAGACACGUGCGAGAUGUUCAACAGCGUCUCGAUCCUCUUCUCGGACGUGGUCACCUUCACGGAGAUAUGCAGCCGGAUCACGCCGAUGGAGGUCGUGUCGAUGCUCAACGGCAUGUACUCCCUGUUCGACACCCUCACCGAGCGCAACCACGUGUACAAGGUGGAGACGAUAGGCGACGCGUACAUGGUGGUGUCGGGGGCCCCGGUGAAGCAGAGGGACCACGCCGACCGGGUGUGCGACAUGGCCCUGGACAUGCUCGAGGCGAUAACCGACCUGACGGACCGCUCGACCGGGCAGCACCUGCAGAUACGCAUCGGGAUCCACAGCGGGGCCGUGGUCGCGGGCAUCGUGGGCCUCAAGAUGCCGCGCUACUGUCUCUUUGGCGACUCGGUCAACGUGGCCUCGAGGAUGGAGGCCACCAGCGAGGCCAUGCAGAUACACAUAUCCCAGUCGACCAAGGAACUGCUCUCGCCGUCUUACCGGGUCAUCGAACGCGGCGAGAUACAAGUUAAGGGCAAAGGCACGAUGAAGACCUACUGGCUGGAGAAGCGCGAGGUCCGCUCGGCGUCGACGAAAAACAUCACGAUAGCCCAGCCGCCCCAGUGGCACGCGAUAACGCCGCGCAACUCCCUCACCCGCAUCCCCUGCCUCAUCGAGACCCCCGUCUCCACGGCCUACCCGACCAACCCGGCCCUACCCUCGUCCACCCUGUCAUCCCCCGUGCGAACGUGCCACUCUCCCUCGGCUCGCCUCAUCGCCCGACUCCCGACUUCCCCGACGCCACCUCAGACCUGCGCCGACGAGCGGCCCGUCUACUCACCCAUCACCUUCCAGGACGUCGCUCGCAGAUCCGUCGCCAACUCACCCACCAAGAGCCUCUCCGUCAAAGAGUUGCGCUCAAACUCCCUGGGGGCAGUGUCCACGCUGGGUUACCCGCAGCCGUCGGACCAACUCCUGGGCACGCUGGUCUCGGACACGGAGCACUUCCGGCACCACCGGGAGGGCGCGUCGCGCCAAACCAAGCCGUACGAGCAGUCGGCCCCCGUGCACGAAGCCUCGAUAUACCAGCACCCGGGGCUGGAGGGCCCGAAGCAGCGGGCCUCGUCCUCGGCAGGGAGCGACUCGUCCGAGAGCUGCGCCCAGCAGGUCGUCCAGGUGAGGGAGGACCACUGCUGCCCGGGUUUCGCGCUGCCCAAACCUGGUGCCAAAAACAAGUAUCCCCACAACAACGGCUGCUCGAUCGCUUGA
Messenger RNA from Copidosoma floridanum, 2490 nucleotides. RefSeq names its product Guanylyl cyclase at 88E (gene Gyc88E). Gene Ontology annotation, molecular function: nitric oxide binding; guanylate cyclase activity; oxygen sensor activity. The record is from RefSeq and is a predicted model, not a curated record. Gene Ontology annotation, biological process: cGMP biosynthetic process; nitric oxide-cGMP-mediated signaling; response to oxygen levels. Gene Ontology annotation, cellular component: guanylate cyclase complex, soluble. Lineage: Eukaryota; Metazoa; Arthropoda; Insecta; Hymenoptera; Encyrtidae.